CCCUGGCGCGGCGGAGAGAGGGCGGGCAGGGGAGGCGUCGGCGGCGGCGUCUGGGGUCGGUUCGGCUGCGAAAGGCGCGUCUGUGGCGGAUCCGUCCGGGGCUGCGGCCGCUUCCUCGUCUUCAGGGGAGGGAGAACCACUGAAAAGGUGCUAUGAAUGGUGAAUCUAGAGCAGAGGUGGUAACCUCACCACCUCCAGCAGCCCCUCAUAAAGAGAGGUAUUUUGAUAGAGUUGAUGAAAAUAACCCAGAGUACUUGCGAGAGAGGAACAUGGCUCCUGACCUUCGCCAGGAUUUCAAUAUGAUGGAACAGAAGAAGAGAGUCUCCAUGAUCCUUCAAAGCCCAGCAUUUUGUGAAGAAUUGGAAUCGAUGAUCCAGGAACAAUUUAAGAAAGGAAAGAACCCAACAGGUCUACUGGCUUUACAGCAGAUUGCAGAUUUCAUGACGACAAACGUUCCAAAUGUCUACCCAGCAGCACCUCACGGUGGAAUGGCUGCCCUCAACAUGAGUCUUGGCAUGGUGACCCCUGUGAAUGAUCUCAGGGGUUCAGAUUCAAUUGCUUAUGACAAGGGCGAGAAACUGUUGAGAUGCAAGUUGGCAGCCUUCUACAGACUAGCUGACCUCUUUGGGUGGUCACAGCUUAUUUACAAUCACAUAACAGUCAGAGUAAAUUCAGAGCAGGAACACUUUCUCAUUGUGCCUUUUGGGCUUCUCUAUAGUGAAGUUACUGCAUCCAGUCUGGUUAAAAUAAAUAUUCAAGGUGAUGUUGUUGAUCGUGGAAGCACUAAUUUGGGAGUUAAUCAGGCUGGCUUCACAUUGCACUCGGCUAUUUAUGCAGCUCGACCUGACAUUAAGUGCAUCGUUCAUAUUCACACGCCGGCAGGAGCAGCGGUGUCAGCAAUGAAAAGUGGUCUCUUGCCAAUCUCUCCAGAGGCACUGUCUCUUGGGGAAGUAACCUACCAUGAUUACCAUGGGAUUCUUGUAGAUGAGGAGGAGAAAGUGUUGAUUCAGAAGAAUCUGGGCCCCAAAAGCAAGGUUCUCAUACUCAGAAAUCAUGGUUUGGUAUCAGUUGGAGAAAGCGUGGAAGAGGCUUUCUACUAUAUUCAUAAUUUGGUCGUUGCUUGUGAGAUCCAAGUACGUACUCUGGCCAGUGCAGGGGGGGCAGACAACUUAGUGCUCUUGGACCCUGGAAAAUACAAGGCUAAGUCUCGUGGCCAUGAGCCUCUAGCAGGGGAGGGGACAGCAUCUUACCCCAAAUGGCAGACUGGAGAGCAGGAAUUUGAAGCUCUUAUGCGAAUGCUUGAUAAUUUGGGUUACAGAACUGGCUACCCCUAUCGAUGCCCUGCUUUGAGAGAGAAAUCUAAAAAAUACAGUGACGUGGAAAUCCCUGCUAGUGUCACGGGGUAUUCUUUUGCUAGCGAUGGGGACUCGGGCACUUGUUCUCCUCUGCGGCAUAGUUUUCAGAAACAGCAGCGAGAGAAGACAAGGUGGCUGAAUUCUGGCCGAGGAGAUGAUGCUUCUGAAGAAGGGCAGAAUGGCGGCAGCCCCAAGUCGAAGACUAAGGUGUGGACGAACAUUACACACGAUCACGUGAAACCCUUGCUGCAGUCUCUCUCGUCCGGUGUCUGCGUGCCAAGCUGUAUUACCAACUGCUUGUGGACUAAAGAGGAUGGACAUAGAACUGCCACCUCUGCUGUCCAAAAUCUAUUUGUUCCAUUGAACACUAACCCAAAGGAAGUCCAAGAAAUGAGGAACAAGAUCCGAGAGCAAAACCUGCAAGACAUUAAAACUGCUGGCCCACAGUCACAGGUUCUUUCUGGGGUUGUUGUGGACAGGAGCCUCGUUCAGGAUGCUCCCCUCUCAGACUGUACGGAAACAAUUGAAGGGCUCGAUCCCACAGAGCAGGCCUUUAAUCCCGCUAAAUCUGUCUCUGUUAGAAAGGGAGAAUUGGUGACAGCAUCAAAGGCAAUAAUUGAGAAGGAGUACCAACCACGAGUAAUCGUAAGCACAACAGGACCAAACCCCUUCAACAAGUUCACAGACCAAGAGCUAGAAGAGUAUCGCAGAGAAGUAGAAAGGAAACAGAGGCAGUCAGAAGAUUCAGACGAUGCCAGGCAGCCGAGGGAGAGGAGCUCUUUGGAGCACCCUGCUGCUUGCACUCCUCCCAGCACUCCAGUGAAACUGGAGGAAGAGAGGCAACCUAACCAGACUUGCACCGAUGACAGUGAUGCUGCAACUUUCAAGCAAAGCCUCCCAGAUCUCACCCCUGAUGAGCCUUCAGAGCACCUUGGCUUCCCAACCUUUGGAAAAGAGGAUGAUAAAAGUGACAAAGAUCUCGCCCAAAGCCAGACUGAGUUACCUCCUGAAAAUCCAGAACCCCAAUCUCAGCCGGGUGAAGAGGCAGCGACCCCACUGGCUGAGGAGGGGGCAGCAGCCGAAGCCGGCGGUGAUGAGUCUCCUGGGAAGUCUCCGUCCAAGAAGAAGAAGAAGUUCCGUACACCUUCCUUCCUGAAGAAAAACAAAAAGAAGACUGACUCCUAAAUACCUUCAAAUAUACUGUCAUGGUUAGAGUCUAAGUUUAUUAACCACUAGAAUGUAUCAGUUCUUACUGAGUGUUUUCUUUUGUCUUUAGUAACAAGCAGACCAAGCAACACCCUCAAGCUAUAGCUUGAUUGCUUAAGAUUAUAAUGGAAAAUUAAUGAGCAGAAGGUGCUAAUCCUGCAUAUUCAACAGCAGCUAACCAGGGUUUAUCCCUAGUACGCAAACAAAGCUAAAUGACUUCCAUGGAACCCCAUGUGUCACCUUGAGAGUCCAUGCUGAUUUAUAUAUGCAGUCAAUGGAUUUUCGCAAGGUCUUGCUCCACGGGGUGUUGCUGUCUGCUCACUCUAACAUUUGUUCUUGUCCCAGAGCCUACUGUUGUUACCAAGUGGCUUCUUAAAUACUGACAACUUGGAUAUGAUUGCAGUUAUAUUUUGAGAGGUUGUAUUAUGGAACCGAGCACCUGCUUUCGCACUGUGUAAUUAGAAAUAACGUUACACUGAGGCUUUGAAGAAAGCUGUCUUUUCCCUUCCCUUAUUCUGUAUUGUAGCAUAGCUGAAAUUUAAAUCUAUUUGUUAUGUGUAAGAAGAAUGAAGUGAUUUGUGGUGUUUCCUGCUGAUCCCUCUGCCUGCGUUCUAAUAAACUGACAGAACAACCAGUUAUUUUACUAAUUUCUUUCCUACCAAAAGUUUAUACCCAACCUCACCUGAUAAUUCGGAAGUUAAUUUCAAGCCUUUGAAAAUAAAAUUUCCUAGUAGCAGGCACAUACCUACUGCCUUUAUUAAGUCAGAUCAUGACCUCACUCAAUUGCUCCAAUAUGUUGCGCCGCUUGCGGAUGCAACAGGAGCUGUACUACAGCAUGAGCUGCCCCAGUCAUUUCCAAGGCCAUGUGGCUCAUUUCCGAGAACCCUUGGAAGGUUUGUCAUAAUCUGGCACUGACUUGGCACAGCUUGCUAAUCUCUUCUGCUUCUCUGGAUUCACUGAUUUAAGCUACAGUGCAGAGACUAAACUUUUGAGUUGUGCAAGGCAAUGUUUCAGAAACAAUUGGUAUUUCUUCUAAACCUGUAAAGUUGACUGAGUUCUGGUUAUAACAAAAGAAAAGACUCACUGUUUAAGGUCAGUUGGGAACGAAGAUGCUGAUUUUUAUUGAUUAACUUCGGUAAUGAAUAAUGCACCACUGGGGGGGGCAGAUUGUGUAGGUUUUUAAUUGAAGUUUGGUGAAAUAGCUAGUAUUGAAUGCCUUACAAUUCGUGCUUUAAAAAAGCACAGAAGAUUAGAAAGAAUUCAGUGACUGGUGCAGCUUUAUUCUAAACAUUAUGCCUAUGUUAGGUUCCAAAUAGAUACCUUGGAAACCAGUUUGAAACAAAUCACUUUAAAAUGGUAAAAUAAAUAACACCCGUGCAGAAGGGUUACAGGGAGAUUGGGGGAGGGUUGGUGGUACUAAAACCAUCACUAAUGGAAAAGCAGAAGUGCUGAUAACAGAGAGAGAGAAAGGAAUUUUUCAUAUGGACUGCAUGGCACUAAUGGCUUUGAGCUUGUUUCCUAACUGUGUGUCCUGUGAACACUAAAAGCUUAACCGUGUCUCAUUGCCAGGAUUGAAAUUGCAUUACAAAAGCCAUUGCUUUAGUGUUUCUGUUAUAAAAUGUAGGGACUCUAAUCUUUGACCACAUAUGCAAUGAUUUUUAAGUUCCAGUUUUGUAGUUCUCAAUUCUUUCUAUUACAUAAUGAAAUCUAGUUGUGUAUUGUAUGAGAACACACUUCAGUGGGACAGGGAGGGAAAGGGAAGAGUCCUGUAUUUUUUCUUCUUCUUUUGUUGUUUAAUUCAAUUCUACACAAAUAAAAUUCUUUAAAGGA
Molecule: messenger RNA, 4391 nt
Organism: Podarcis raffonei (Aeolian wall lizard)
Lineage: Eukaryota; Metazoa; Chordata; Lepidosauria; Squamata; Lacertidae
Gene: ADD1
Product: adducin 1
Exons: 16
Coding region: 153-2540 (795 amino acids)
Biological process (GO): positive regulation of establishment of endothelial barrier; barbed-end actin filament capping; positive regulation of adherens junction organization
Cellular component (GO): plasma membrane; focal adhesion; cytoskeleton
Molecular function (GO): actin filament binding
Source: RefSeq, a predicted model, not a curated record